UGAAAUGUCGGCAGUAACCUGGAACAGAGGAAGUAAAUGAAUGUAUAUUUGGUUCUAUUUGAUCGAUACUACGUAGUUAUAAAUGAUUCUAUUGGAAGAUUGACAAAUGACGAUAUUCUACGUAGUAUAACGUUAUCACCAAUGAGUCUGUAUGAAUCUAUCAAUAAUUAGACCUUUAAUUAAAUAUCUAAAAUGUUAAUACUUUGUUUAGAUUUAUAUUGAAUUGUAUUGAUUUUAUGGGAUUGAUCGUAAAGGAAUAUAUAAAUAUAUAUCCAUGAUUUGAUGUGAUUGAUAAAUGAAUAUAUAAAACUAUUAAUUUUUCUAGGCGUUGACCAUCGAAUGCUUUGACUACGACUUGUUUGCGCUGUCGGCGGAUUGCGGCGACGAUUUCAUUGGCGCGACGACGAUCGACCUGGAAGAUCGGUGGUUUGACGACCGGUGGCGCACGUUGGGCCACUUGUCGGAAGGCACGUUCCGACCUGUGGAAACUCGCCAACUGUACACGCCGUCGAGUGUGAUCACGCAGGGGUCGUUGCGGCUGUGGCUGGAUAUUUUGACGCCUGUGGAAGCGACGGCGUCGCCGGCCGUGGACAUUUCGCUGCCGCCCAUCGAAACGUUUGAAGUUCGUGUGGUGAUUUACAAAGCCAAGGACGUCGUGCCCGGCGACGAGCUGUCCGAGUUGAGCGACCUGUUUGUCAAGUGCUGGAUGCAGUCCAACAAUGACAAGGCGCAGCACACGGACAUCCACUGGCGCGCCAAAAACGGCAAAGCCUCGUUCAACUGGCGCAUGAAGUUUGACAUUGCCCUGCCCGUGGACCCUCAAAACGAACUGGACAAGGGCCACUUGCACGUGCAAUUGUGGGACAAGGAUUUGCUGUUUGACGACUGUUUGAGCGAUACGAUCGUCAACUUGACCGAGUCGUUGAAACUCGCGUACAAAACCAAGCAACUCGUGAACGUAUAUGCCAAGCCCAAGCCAGUCAAGCUCAAGUCCACCGCCGCCUCCACGGCGGUGACGCCGCUGAACCAGCCAUCGUUGUCCAAAUUUAGUGGUGCGUUGUCGCCCCUGGUGGACGACAGUGUCGAUUUGGAAGGAGGGGGCGAGUCGACGGCGUUGCUGACCCGGGCGUCGAGUUUGUCGGCAACGACCAAAUCGUCCCAGCGCGUUGUGGAGAAACAACGGCAGCCCAAGGUGGAAGACAAGAAGGAAAGCGUCGACAUGAUGCUUAAAGCACUCAAGUCCCGCAUCGGCAUGGGAGACGACCCAGACGAUGCCACGUGGCUGACGUGCACGACCGUGGAUCCACACACAAAGACGCGCGUCGAAGCCGGCAAGUUGCUCCUGGCCAUUGAAAUCAUCCCGAAGCCGGAGGCGGAAGUCCGGGCGGCGGGGCUCGGCCGCAGCGAACCCAAUGCGUUCCCAACGCUUGCUGAACCCGCCGACCGCUUGCACUUGACGGCGCUAUUCAACCCGUUGACGUUGAUCGAAUCGUUGCUGGGCCCCAAAGCGUACGGGGCGUGCUCGAGUUUUUUGUUUUGUGCACUCAUUGUGGCCUUCUUGGUGUUUGCGGGGCCAUUGGUGAACGUGUUGUUGACGCUGAUCAACAUGAUUCCGCCGCCAUUUGGCUGGAUUGUGUUUGCGUCGUUGGUGAUGGUGAUCGUGCUGGGCUUUUGCUACUGUUCGUACCGAUGCCGUCGCGCCAUCAGUGACGUCAACAAGGACUAACAAGGGCCGCCCUGUUGUAGUGAUCUGCAAUAUAUAUAUAUAUGUAUAUAUAACGUAAUAAAU
Molecule: messenger RNA, 1789 nt
Organism: Aphanomyces astaci
Lineage: Eukaryota; Oomycota; Saprolegniomycetes; Saprolegniales; Verrucalvaceae
Exons: 5
Coding region: 707-1726 (339 amino acids)
Biological process (GO): plasma membrane organization
Source: RefSeq, a predicted model, not a curated record